UAAAAAAGCAAUAAAAAAAACAAGAAGAAGAAAAUUAAAUAAAAUAAUAUUAAUAAAGAAAUGCAUUGAAUAUUAAGCCUAUUCUAUUGUAUUAUUUUAUGAGAAUAUAUUAAAAUGUAUGAAAACAAUCAGCUGAUCAUAUACAGAUGGCGUUUCAAAUGACGCACAAGUUGUGAAUAUUGUUCAAAAUGGUUGGUGAUCCAUGUGAUUAAAAUGAUUUUAUAAUUAUUCAAGAAUUGAUACAAACAAGAUGACUGCAAUUGUACAAGAAGACAAUGAAUUAAAAAAGUUACUUGGUAACCCUGCAAAAAAUACUGGGGAGGAUGGUUUGAUGGGUCCACCGCAAUCGACUAAUGUUCCACGACCGAGCACAUCGCAAAAUGUUAAUCCACAAUCAUUGAUAAGUCCGAUGACCCCAGCUAAUAGUACAAAAGAAGUGAUAGAACCUUGUUUACAAAAUGUAGUUUCUACAGUUAACUUAGGCAUAGAGUUACCAUUAAUGUAUAUUAAUACAAGAACAAGAAAUUCUGAAUAUAAUCCAGCAAGAUUUAUGGGUCUGAUUAUGAGGAUUAGAAAUCCUAGAGCUACUGCAUUAAUUUUUCAUUCUGGAAAAAUAGUAUGUACUGGUGCAAGAAGUGAAGAAGACUCUUAUUUAGCAACAAGAAAGUUUGCAAGAAUAAUUCAGAAGUUAGGUUUUGCAGCUAAAUUUUAUAAUUUUAAAAUACAAAAUAUAGUUGCUACAUGUGAUCUAAAAUUUCCAAUUAAAUUAGAAAAUUUAAAUCAUAUACAUGGACAAUUUUCUAGUUAUGAACCUGAACUUUAUCCAGGUCUUAUAUAUAGAAUGGUAUCACCAAGAGUAGUAUUGCUUAUAUUUGUAAAUGGAAAAGUUGUAUUAACAGGAGCAAAAAAUAGAACUGAAUUGCAAGAUGCACUUAAUAAUAUAUAUCCAAUAUUGAAAAGUUUCAGAAAGCAAUAAUAAAUUUUUUCAUAUUUUGAGUUUUUGUAAGAUAAAUAAUUUAUAUAAAAGCAACUAAAAUUGAUCAUGUUAUC
Molecule: messenger RNA, 1050 nt
Organism: Apis laboriosa (Himalayan honeybee)
Lineage: Eukaryota; Metazoa; Arthropoda; Insecta; Hymenoptera; Apidae
Gene: Trf
Product: TATA-box-binding protein
Exons: 5
Coding region: 251-976 (241 amino acids)
Biological process (GO): DNA-templated transcription initiation
Molecular function (GO): RNA polymerase II general transcription initiation factor activity; DNA binding
Source: RefSeq, a predicted model, not a curated record